AUGUAUGAAGAAAGCAUAUUUUCUUUUUCAGAUGCUGAAACUUCAUUUACCAAUCAAACACUUAAUAGCUCAUCAAUAGUGCAAAAUGGCAACGGCACAGAUUACUCACCUUCGGAGGAAGAGGUUGUUCGUAAACCUCGCAGGAGAGCAAAGAAAACCCGACCUGCAGAACACGGAUUCCCCAAUGAUAUGGGCAUAGAAGAUGAAGAUAUCAUUACUGAUGGGCCAAUAAAAAUACUAGAACACCAUCCUGCAUUCAUUGUACCCUCCCUGACAAGCCAACCGGUGGCCAAACUUUUUGUGGAAAAAAAUAGAAAAUUUCAAGCUGCUGACCGAACUGGUAUUGUCAAAACCACGGAACAGGUUGACGAUUUUUUGGAUGUUAAGCCAGAUUGGACCAGCAUGGACGUUUCUCUUACUGUACAUCGUGCCUUCAGGAUGAUUGGACUUUUCUGCAGUGGAUUCCUUGCUGGUUACACAGUAUGGAAUAUUGUAGUCAUUUAUGUACUUGCUGGUAGCCAGCUAACUACUCUUCCCAAGCUUCUGGAAAUCUAUAAAGACUUGGCAUAUCCAUCCCAGAGCUUCCUGUAUUUUCUGUUGGCCCUCAGCACAGUUUCUGCCUUUGACAGGAUUGAUCUGGCCAGUAUAUUAAAUGCAUUCCAUGGUCUUGUUGCAUUGGAUCCUUCCGCUGUGGCAUCAUUCUUGUACUUUGUAGCUCUCUUUUUUGCUCUGAGUCAGCAAAUGACAAGUGAUCGGAUAAACUUCUACACACCUCCAACACAGAAUGGUAGCUUGUGGCAGGAGGCUACAGAAGUGCAGAUCCUUCAGCCUUGGGUUGUGAUGAAUUUGGUUGUAACUCUGCUAGUUGGACUUGCCUGGUUAUUUCUGUCCUGCCGGCCAGACCUGGAUCACAGUGAAGAAUCUAUAUUUCUACCAGAAGAGGAAGAUUACCCAGACAUAGAAAAAGGAUUAAAUAUUCAAGCUUGAACAAUAUUUCUCAACUACACAGAUGCCUUUCGUAUUUUAUAUACGUCUUUGUACAUAGCUUGGUAUUAUUUUUA
Molecule: messenger RNA, 1061 nt
Organism: Nanorana parkeri
Lineage: Eukaryota; Metazoa; Chordata; Amphibia; Anura; Dicroglossidae
Gene: TMEM237
Product: transmembrane protein 237
Exons: 8
Coding region: 1-987 (328 amino acids)
Biological process (GO): cilium assembly
Cellular component (GO): ciliary transition zone
Source: RefSeq, a predicted model, not a curated record